This is a messenger RNA of Microcebus murinus (gray mouse lemur), 3552 nucleotides long. RefSeq names its product histone H2B type 1-M-like. Gene Ontology annotation, molecular function: protein heterodimerization activity; structural constituent of chromatin; DNA binding. The record is from RefSeq and is a predicted model, not a curated record. NCBI's taxonomy places the organism in Eukaryota, Metazoa, Chordata, Mammalia, Primates, Cheirogaleidae. Gene Ontology annotation, cellular component: nucleosome.
AUGCUAAGAGGUCUGCAGUUGUUACCGAUAGAGACUGAAAAGGAACUGGAAAGACGCAGAUUUUAUAGCCUCUGCUGGGCGCGAAAAGGGAGCUGUGAGACCACAUCUAGUCUGUGGCUUGUGUUUUCCUUUAGUGUCCUGUGUUUUCUCACUGUGCCUGAACCGACCAAGUCAGUUCCUGUUCCUAAAAGGGGGUCAAAGAAAACCAUCAAUAAUGCACGAAAGGAUGGCAAGAAGUGCAAGCACAGCCGCAAGGAAAGUUACUCCGUGUACUUGUACAAAGUGCUGAAGCACGUCAACUCAGACACCUGCAUCUCGUCCAAGGCCAUGGGCAUCAUGAACUCGUUCGUCAACGACAUCUUCGAGCGCAUCGCGGGCGAGGCCUCUCGCCUGGCGCAUUACAACAAGCGCUCGACCAUCACCUCCAGGGAGAUCCAGACGGCGGUGCGCCUGCUGCUGCCGGGAGAGCUGGCCAAGCACGCGGCUUCAGAGGGCACCAAGGUAGUCACCAAGUACACCAGCUCUAAAUGAGCCCCUGCUGCAGAGGAAAACCUGGUGUUCUGAAGAUAGGGGAAGCCAAAAUUAAAGGCAUGUCUGGUUUGGGGACUGUGCUGCACCACUACCUGCAGGAACACAGAAGAACUACUGUUAUAUUUUUGCUCGAAUAGGGAAUUAGUAAAUGUGGGUUACAAAGGAAGGACAAGUGUCACCAGUACACUUUUUAAAAAGGUAAACCAUGAAAUUUGUUUAUUCAAUCCAUCUACUCUUCUUCCCUUAUUCAUGUUAAUAUUUAUUCUGCAAACUGAUCUUGAGUGCCUAAUAUGUACUAUGAAAAAUUCCUAUAAUUGAAAAAAUCAGUAUUUUGAAAGGAAGGAAACAGUUAAGCAAAUAAGGACUCCAAAGAGGAACUGGGAAAAGAGAAAAAUGAAACCAGCCUUACUGGGAAGUUUGAAGUUUUCCAAGUCUUCAGGGCUUGUUGUAAAAGCCAAUGCGGUGGGGGAGGGAAGGUGCUCUGGGCAGAGAAGUCUGAGCACCCGGUAAAGUGGAGGAGAUUUUUAGAGUUGCUGAAGGCUGAAAUGGCUGGAGAUAAAUGUGGCAAGGUAAUUCAGAGGAGGCUUUAAAAAAAAGAUCCCGAGGGGCUCUGUAUACCUUCUCUACCAGGAAAAUGUAGAUUCUAGGCAGAAUUUUAAAAUUUUGUAAAAUGUGUUUUUCAGAUUCAUUCUUCUGGUGGUUCAAUUGAAAGUAGAUUGGAAGGAAGUGAGUUCUAAGUUUGAGAGGUUGAAAAUGCCAGCCAGCAAGUGAGGGACCAAACUAAGGCAGGGGCAACAGUCAGAAACAGAAGUAGGAGGUGGAGAAAGGGGAAUUUAAGGAAUAAAGGAGGCAGAAAGGGCAGAGCUUGCUGCAGACUGACUGAAAGGGGAAGGAGAGAGAAAAAGGGCAAACCUGGAAUGAUAUCUAGGUUUCAACUUCUGCAACUAAGAGUUCAAAAAAGGGAUUUCAGAAGGGGAGUUUGGUAGGAAAUGGGAUUUGCCCAGUUCAUCCAGUCAACAAAUAUUUAUUGCUCAUCUACUAUGAGCCAGGCACUGUUUGAAGUCCUGUCAAUAUGGCAGUAAGUAAAUUAUUAAAUUGAAUCACAUGUAAUUGCCAAUAUUUGAUUGGAUUUGAUCUAUAGAAAUGGUGGUUUCAUGUGUUUAAACCUAUGAAUAAAGUCUGACCUCAUACUGAGAACCAUAUGUUAGUGGGAAAAAAAAUUAAAGAAUAUGGGGCUCUAGCCUAAGGCCUCGUGCUUCAGAGGCAUUCACUUUCCAACUGCCCUAUAUAUCCCCUUGUUGAGUAGAGCAAUUUGUGUAGCAGACUGUUAUUCUCUAGUGAUAAUAAUGAAAUGACUUAACAUUUAUUGAGGGCAUAUUAUGUGAUAGAUUAUAUUAAAAUUCUUUUACUUAUAUUAACUCAUUUAAUUAUCUCAGUGGUCUUAUGAGGUAGGCUCUACUAUUAUUCCCACCUUACAGAUGAGGAAAUGGAGGGUCAGCAAAUUACAUGAGGAAAUAAACUAAAUGGCAGCUUGAAGUGGAAAAAAGCUCAGACAGCCCAGACGGGACAAUUAGUAUACAAAAUGAGAGUGGAUCAUACCCCUAGAGCCUCACUUUCAGAAGUUUCUCAAACAUUAAAUCCUAAACUUACCUGCUCCUUGAGUAGAAGGAUAAUACUGUAUGCAUAAUGCCAACAUGAAGAACAAACUAACGAGAAAUCUUUCACAGAGGAAGGAUAAAGACAGCAUUGCCUCCCUCAACGAUUAAUAAGGGCUUUCUGAAAUGAGAGGUUCCAUUAGUGGAAGAGCAGGGCCAAGAAGGGCAAGGUUCUUGAGCACACUCAGGUGAUGCUGACAAUUCCCAAGGUUCAGGGAGGAGUUGUGCUUGGCUCACAGUGGGAUAGUCAUAGGACUCAGAUAGGAUUAUAUGAUACUAGACUAUCCAAAUAAUAUCAUUAAACUUGUUUAUUCAAUUGUUUCCUCUUAAAAUGUCCUUUGGAUUUUUAUCAUUAGAAGUAAAUGAACCAACUCUUGGCAAAGCUAUGUGUUCUUUUUAGUUCAAUAAUAAACCAGAGUGUAUUAUUUCUAUUAUCCUUGGAGAUGAUGUUUAUACUAACAUAUACUUGCAUUAAUCACAUUAAUGCCUCAAUAUAAACUUCAUCCUAAUUGUUUAAUAUGUCACUGUCAAAGUCCAUGUGAUUUUCUUGAGUUUUUUCAAGAGAGGGAGGAGAGGAGAGAGAAUUUACCUGGGAAGAGAUCCCAAUGUAACAAUUUAGAAAAUUUGUACAAUUGCUAAAUUUUAAUAAGUAGCUAUUUUUAUUAUUAAUAAAGCACUGUUCUAAGGGCUUUACAUUUAAUAAAUUAUUUAAUUUCCAACUAUCUUAUUAAACCUAUCUUCAUGCAAACACUGAGGGCCAAAACAUUUCAGUAACUUGCUUAAGCACACACAUUGAGGUAGCAUCUCUGCCAGGACGUCUGGGUCUAGAGUCUAUGUUUGUAACCAGUACACCAUAUUUCCCAAAUAAGUCUGUGUACAUCAUUAUUCUUUGACAAGAAAAUAUCUUCACAACAUGUUGCUGAGUGGGGUGGUAUAUAAGGAGCAUGAAUGGUAUAUAAAAUUAUGUAUUCAUAGAGAAAUACUCAUUAAAAUGUAAAAAAAUGGUUGCUCUGUUUUAUGAAAUUUUACAGUAAAACCCCUUUUAUCUGACUUUGACUUACCCAAAUUAUUGCUUUAAUCAAUGCUUCUCAUUUCCUUUGUGAAAUAUACUGAGUGUUGCCAUGGGAACUGAAAGUCCCUGCAAGUAGCCUGAUGUAAAUUAAUUUACUUUUGUUAAACCAUAUGUUAACCUUCAGUGCUAUGUUAAUUCCCAAAAAAACUUCACUACUUUUGUUACUAUAAUUGUAUAAAAUACCAUGUAGAUGAAAGGAAAUGAGUUAGAAAAAAUAAUUGCUAUUACUAUGAAUGCCUAGUUAAUGUUCUAUAGACAUGCUGUACCUGAAUUCUUAGAAAUAUUCUAAUUAGA